Molecule: messenger RNA, 753 nt
Organism: Phyllotreta striolata
Lineage: Eukaryota; Metazoa; Arthropoda; Insecta; Coleoptera; Chrysomelidae
Source: the annotation of a GenBank genome assembly
AUGGAGUGGACUGAAAAUGCUAUGCUAACGUUCAUAAAAAAAAUUCAAUCGCAUCCAUGUUUAUGGAAUCCGGCGGAUAAAAAUAAAAAAAAUCGAAGUAAGGUGCGUGACGCAUUCAAAAAUAUAGCCGAAGAAAUGAAUACAGAAAAUAUCGAGGAAUUAAAAAAAAAGAAAGAAAUCAUUUUUCAAACGUAUCGAGGAUACAGAAGGAAGGUACUCGUUAGCCAAAAAUCCGGAGCAGGGACCGACGACAUUUACAAACCAACAUGGCCGCCAUACUCACUUUUAGAUGAGUUUCUACACGGGAUAUAUUCUCCAAAAGGAAGAUUCGACACGUUGAUCACUGAAGAUGAAGGUGAGCAAAUAGUAGUUGAUGUUGAUGAAGAUCAAGCUAGUGGAGGAUCGUUUCAAACAGCAUCGCAAUUCAGCGUUGGAGCUUCUGUACCAUCCACCACUUCCCACGCUCCAUCCAAUAAAAAGAGAAAAUGUAGUACCCAACGUAUAGAUGCCGUGCAUGAUCUUAGAAACCUACAAGCAGGUAUCGAUGCUGACGAUGAGGAUUCAUUCAAAGCGUUUGGAAAUAGUGUAGCGGCACAAUUGAGGAAGUUAUCAGGAGAAAACGCUCUUUUGGCUCAAAGGGACAUCCAAAACAUCCUCACUGACUACGGUAUUGAGGAUAUUCGGGAAAGGAAAAAUAUUGUCUACUUCUCAACAUGUAACCGUCCUUCAUCUCCAGCAUCCACAUCAUCAUAA